ACUAAGGCCAACCUAGACACCUAGUAAAAAUACUUAAAACCAAUAAGUCACAGAUUUUCCAGAUUUCAGAUCAGCCAAUAAGGCAAUAACCUAACACAAGAUAAGGAAAUGCUGCUUUCAGGAAAUAGCUUCUUGUGCACCCAUAUUUCCCACAGAAAAAAAGGAAAGAGAUUUCUCACAACAUUUGCAAAAAAGCCCAAUUUUCCAGAAAACAAGCAGAACCCCAAUUUCAAAUUCAAGAUCUCUAGCAAAUUAUUGACUCAAUCUGCCAUUGGAAUUCUGGGAUUAGGAUUUGUUGAUGCAGGAUAUAGUGGAGAUUGGUCGAGAAUUGGAGUGAUUUCAAAAGGAACGGAGGAUUUGCUGAAGAUUGCAGCUUUUUUAGUGGUACCUCUCUGUUUGUUUGCUAUAUUAUCUGUUGCUAAAAACCCAGAAAAUUAACGUCUAUAAUUCUUUAUUUCUCGUAUUUUUUUUUACUAUACAUGUAUGAUUGUAUGCUAUGUGUAACAAUAUUCUCAUAUCAUAGAGUAGUGUUUAACGAAUAACAAAUCAACAACUAAUUAGAACUUAGAAUAACUUAAAUGUCUAACGAUGUCUAUGCCAUGCUCAAUUUAUUAUUUUUAUUUUUAUUUGGUGCGGUAAAUUAUUAUUAUCAUUAGGAAAAUGCUACAUAUAGCCAUUAGGGCUAUAUGCCUACAUAUAAGCAUUUAAUUUACUUUCCCUUAAAAAAAA
Chenopodium quinoa (quinoa) is the source of this 729-nucleotide messenger RNA. RefSeq lists its product as uncharacterized. The transcript has 2 exons. NCBI's taxonomy places the organism in Eukaryota, Viridiplantae, Streptophyta, Magnoliopsida, Caryophyllales, Amaranthaceae. The record is from RefSeq and is a predicted model, not a curated record. Bases 109 to 438 code for a protein of 109 amino acids.